CGCCGCUCCGAAAGGCACCUCGCCCGGACGCAAGGGAGCUCACCCAUUCAAGCCCGCACCCUCCCGUCCCGUCACCACCGCCCGCGCAUCUGCCAUCCGUCGCCCCCACUCCCCCUUAUCUCUCUGUCCCUCCGUCUACCCUGCUCGCUUCUCGGCCCUCAGGACGGGCGCCAACAUGAGCCAUCGCAACCGGACGUGCAGCGCAUCCCUCCUAUCCCUCUUCUGAACAGCAACAACAGCAACAACAGCAAAGCAACAACAGCAACGGAAGACGGAAAAAGGGCCCCCACCACACCCCCCGCAGGCUUUCUUCGGGGCCGCACCCGGACAUGAUCUCUCCCGAUGCCGAGCGGCAAAUCCACUCCCAAUACCAGGAUACCCUGAGGCAGUUUUAUGCCCGCCGGCCGGGCUCACCGCCAGCCAGGGAGGAUCCCCUGGCCACGGAGGAGCUGGAGAUCACUGGCGAGAAGCUGGUGCAUAAUCCGGCCGCCGCGGCCACUUUCUACGUGGCGGCCCACCUCCUCGGGCUCCUGUAUGCCUUUUACUGCGGGUCCUCCUUCUUCGACCGAGGCUCCACCUACACGAUGUACCUGCAUUUGCACAUGGGCCUCUGCGCGGGGCACUACUUCGUGCUGCUUCACUCCGAUCCGGGAUUCACGGCCCCCGGUCCGGAGGUGCUCCUGGCCAAAGCCCCCCCCUCCAGGGCCCCGGACGGGCCCCCAUCCGUGGCUCGAUCGGGCUGGGUAUUCGCGCGGCCGCUGGUUGCGGCUGGCCAAUGGCUCGCCCGCCGGGUCCGGCGCCUGCUGCCGGUCCGACUGAAGGUCUGGCUCCGGGCCAAUCGGAUGGCCCGGCACCGGGCCUCCCCAGCCGGGGCAUCGCCCCUGCUCCCGGCCCAUGUGGUCUCGGGCUUGGCUCCGGCCCUGGAUGUCUCUUUUUGUGAGCCCUGCCAGUCGCCGAUGCCCCUGCGCGCCCGGCACUGCCGGUCUUGCCGGCGCUGCGUCCGGCGCUUCGAUCACCACUGCUCCUUCAUCGGCAACUGCGUGGGCCAGGCCAAUCACCCGAGUUUCUUGAUCUUCUGCGCUCUGCUAGGGACCAUGCUCCUGCAGUUGUUGCCCUUCUUGGCGGCGAUGCUCCAGCCGCCCGGGUCGUUCGGCCGGCUGGUCUUGCGACGCCUCUUCCGUGUGGAGGACCUGGCCGGGCCCAGUUACGCCAUGGCCUGGGUCCUUUCCAACUACCUGACCCUGGCCCUAUUCGGACUGGUCUUGGUCUUCGGGGUCCUGGUGUCUGGGCUAUUUUUCUUCCAUCUCUUCCUGGCCGCCACGGCGCAGACAACCUGGGAGCAUGCGUCGCAGCGCGUGCCAUACAUGAAGGCCGUGCCAGAUGGCGUGCUGCCCUUCGAUAGGGGGAUAUUCCGAAACUGCCUGGACUUCUGGCGACCCGGAUCCAGUGCUCCCUAUACCAUGCACAUUCCCGCGCCCGGGCCCGAUGGGACCUACCCGGCCUCGCUUUUGACCAUCUGCUGUAGCUAGAUGCCGGUCCGUCCCCCUCCCCCCCCC
Messenger RNA from Fonticula alba, 1556 nucleotides. RefSeq lists its product as hypothetical. Gene Ontology annotation, biological process: protein targeting to membrane; peptidyl-L-cysteine S-palmitoylation. Lineage: Eukaryota; Rotosphaerida; Fonticulaceae. The coding region runs from base 330 to 1529 and encodes 399 amino acids. The transcript is spliced from 3 exons. Gene Ontology annotation, cellular component: endoplasmic reticulum; Golgi apparatus. The record is from RefSeq and is a predicted model, not a curated record. Gene Ontology annotation, molecular function: protein-cysteine S-palmitoyltransferase activity.